Orbicella faveolata is the source of this 1014-nucleotide messenger RNA. RefSeq lists its product as uncharacterized. The record is from RefSeq and is a predicted model, not a curated record. Lineage: Eukaryota; Metazoa; Cnidaria; Anthozoa; Scleractinia; Merulinidae. Gene Ontology annotation, molecular function: DNA binding.
CUGUUGUCUGUGAUACAUGUUAUAAUUAUCAGAAUAGGAAAACAAAAUUUAAUAAGGAUUCGAAAUCCACCAAUCAAACCCCCAAAAUGUGACCUUUUGAACCGAUUAAAUGAAUGACAUCGAAGGGUUUUGAGUGAUUCAGGCACUUUGACUGUACACAUACGCUACAUUGCCAAGUGAUUCUCACGUUCUUAUCAGUGUCCCUAGUAUCUGUCGAUAACUUCACUUUGUACGAGCCGUCGAAUUGAUUUAGUUGAUUUGUCCUUCAAGGAGUUUAUUACGUAGUGCUGGAGCUGUAUCAUUUUAUUUAUGGGUUAUUAUUUUGCCUCAACAACACUUCAGAUUGCUGGCAACUGGAAGGCCAAACAAAAUGGCCAUCUGUAUGAACUGCUCCAGUCAGACUAACUACAUUUGCCUAGGCUGCAACAAGGCUGUCUGCAACAAAUCUUCAAAUUGCUCUGUCUCGGCUGAUGAGGAAACACCAAGUUGGAAGAUGGGAGUCUCUGUUCCCCACUGUUUGGAAUGCUUCCAAAAGAAUCAAGGGUUAGACAGGGAUGACCAGGGUUUAAGUCCAACACCUAAAAGUAAACCAAAAGUAAUCAAGCCCCGUUCAGGGUCACAGCGCAAGGCAGAAUCAUUGACAAAAGCAAAUGGAAGCAGAAAGUGCCUAACAUUGAAAGAGAAGAUCAAGGUCAUUCAGCUGUCCAGCAAAGGAGGGAUUAGUACCAGAAAGUUAGCAAGUAGAUUUAGAUGCGGCAAGACACAGAUUACGAAAGUUCUGAAAAACCAUGCAAAAAUCAUGUUCGGCUGGAACUCUAACAAGAAAUCCGCUUUGCAGAAGAGAUCAAAUAAUGAGAAGUUCAGCAAAGUAAAUAAGCUGCUAUGGUAGUGGUAGGUAAGAGCCCGCAAGUCCAACAUUCCUGUCAGUGGACCCCUCUUGAUGGAAGAGGCGAAGCUAAUCGCAGAAAGCAUUGGAGAAAAGAGCCUCCAAGGUACAAAUGGUUGGUUGCAAAA